AUGUCCGACCCAAUCGAUCGUGUAUUUGUGAAAGCAAUCACCACAAUUCGGGCGCUAUCUUCCCGUUCCAACUAUGGCACUUUACCCAGACCUCCAGCAGAAAACAGGGUCAAACUCUAUGGACUCUAUAAACAAGCCACCGAGGGCAACGUGGUAGGAAUUAUGGCCAGACCUCAAGGCCACACGCUCGAGGACGAGGGCGCCAAAAAGAAAUGGGACGCUUGGAAAAGAGAAGAGGGCCUCUCGAGGACAGAGGCCAAGAGACAAUACAUUCUGUAUCUUAUUGAGACCAUGCGGGUGUACGCGAGCGGCACCUCGGAAGCCAGGGAGUUGCUUGGGGAAUUGGAGUAUUUGUGGGACCAAAUCAAGGAUGUGGAGUUUAGUGACGAUGAAGAGCCUGCCAGACGGUUCCAGAGCCCGUUCCAGCAACAGCAGCAGCCAUACGAGCCGGUCAACCGGUUUGUUUCCAAGCUGCCGGAUUUAUCCCAGGUCGACCAGUCAGACAGGCUACUGUCGGGAACCCCUUGGCCCAUCGGCAGCACGUACCUGGCGCUGGUGUCAAAUCAACAGUACCGCAGCAACUUAGAGCAGAUCUACUCGCACCUGACCCGUAAUACCCAGCUUCUGUUGAGCGAGUACGUGCAGCAGCAGCGCAACAAGGGUGCCCAGUCGGUCUACUCCAUGUCCGGACGCCGUGGUAUCGCCAAUGCGGGUUCAGUGGGGAGCACGGGCCGUCAGGAAGGAAACGUGCCAGAAGCAGCGCUUGAGGAUUUCCGCAACUGGCAGGGUGAAAUCAACACCAUCGUCAAUAAGCUUUCGAAGGAGUUUUUGGGGCGUAAGUCAAGCGGCAGAUCCGCCUCGUCUCUGCUGGAACUGGAGCCGGAGCUGGAUCUCGAUCCCAAGGAGCGCAUCAAGCGCCGUGUGGUGCAUGUGCUUCGUCUUGUGGGUGUCCAGGCGUUGCAUUUCUUAAAGAACUUUUCUAUCAGUGUGGUUGCACUUCUCUUCCUUGUGUGGUGCAUCAAGCGCAAUGUGGUUGUGGAGCUGACGCUUGUCAAGCAACAGCUCGACUCCACGCGACGCAAAAAGGAGCUUGUGGUGAACAUGAUCGUCAAUACCGAUGAGAACAAGUGGUUUGUCCGCUUACUCUCCUUCAUCAAUAGCUUCGUCGGCUUCGUCUAG
Messenger RNA from Candidozyma pseudohaemuli, 1179 nucleotides. RefSeq lists its product as uncharacterized. Gene Ontology annotation, molecular function: fatty-acyl-CoA binding. Lineage: Eukaryota; Fungi; Ascomycota; Pichiomycetes; Serinales; Metschnikowiaceae. The record is from RefSeq and is a predicted model, not a curated record. The transcript is spliced from 2 exons. The coding region runs from base 1 to 1179 and encodes 392 amino acids. Gene Ontology annotation, biological process: fatty acid metabolic process.